Molecule: messenger RNA, 655 nt
Organism: Equus quagga
Lineage: Eukaryota; Metazoa; Chordata; Mammalia; Perissodactyla; Equidae
Product: mucin-3B-like
Exons: 5
Biological process (GO): nervous system development
Source: RefSeq, a predicted model, not a curated record
AUGUCAGGCCCCAUUGUGAACUUCCCUUUCUUCUCGUGCUGCCCAGGAACCUGUGAGAAUGAUGGCACCUGGAUUCAGGACCACUGCCUCUGCCGCCCGGGGUUCUCUGGGGACCGCUGUGAGCGACAGGACAGCGUGUGCGAGAAUGAGGGUCAAUGGGAUGGCCUCAAGUGUGUUUGCCCCAGCACCUUCUAUGGCACCCACUGUGAGUUUGCAGUAGAACAGAUGGAUUUUGCCAACUGCACGUCAGACGUGGAAGGCGCCAUCAACUGUAACCAGGGCCAGUGCUUUGUGCAGAAGACUGGUCCUGAGUGCCGCUGCUUCUCCACGGACACGCUCUGGUUCUUGGGCCCACGCUGCGAGGUGGCCGUCCAGUGGAGGGCGCUGGUCGGGGGCCUGGCCGGGGCCGGGGCGCUGCUGCUGCUGCUGCUCCUGGCGCUGACAUUCUUCGUCAGGCGCUGGAGGAGGAGCGGCCGAGGCGGAGCCCGGUCCUGGGACUAUGACAAGAAAUGGUUUGAGAUUUGGGAUGAGGACACCGCAGGGACUUUUUCCAACUCGGGCUUCCAGGAUGACCAACCUUUCAAGGAUGAAAAUUUCCAGGUGGCCUUGGAGAUGGUGAACACCAAUGUGAGGGUGAGAGGGCAAAGGGGGGAUG